UUGUCUUCACUUCAAUAUCAUCAAUCAUCAAUGGAUCAUUUUUCUUUUUUGCAGCUAAACUCAAAAGCAUUGUCCUUUUUGUGUAUCUUAUGUGCUUUAUCAGCAAUCCGCCGCGGCACCGCAUUUGAGUUCAAGGUCGGUGGCGGCGCCGGUAGCUGGGCUGUCCCGUCGGAUCCGAAGGCCGCAGUGUAUAAUCAGUGGGCAGAGAAGAACCGGUUCCAAAUCGACGACACCUUACUGUUCGUGUACGACGCCGGGCACGACUCCGUCCUGCAUGUCACCAACGACGACUACGCAAGCUGCAACAAGGCAGCUCCGCUCGAGAAGUUCAUCGAUGGCCACACCGUGUUCAAGCUCAACCAGUCGGGGCCAUUCUACUUCAUAAGCGGGAACGGCGACAACUGCCGCAAGAACCAGAAGCUGGUGGUGGUGGUCAUGGCUGACAGAGGCAAGCAUAAAUCCGAUGAAGUUGUCUUCCCCCCUCCUCCGGCGCCAUCCCUGGAAAUUCCGCCGCCGUCUCCUGCCACCACCGGUGCCGUACCUCCAUCCCUGGAAAUUCCGCCGCCGUCUCCUGCCACCACUGGUGCCGUACCUCCUCCUCCGGCCCCUGCGCCUUUCGGGGAGGCUCCGCCAUCGGAGACAACUCCGGCUCCUUCACAGGAGUCUUCGCCUCCAACGAACACAGCUGCGUCGAGUGUCGUCGAUGGUGUCGGGAUCAUCGCAGGCUUCAUCGGAUCGACGAUUGUUUUGGCCCUUUGAGUUGGGAAAUACUAUGUCUUUUUUUCUUCUCUUUUGGUUUCUGAGAAGUGUGCUUCUGUAGAGAUUUGUGUGUGUAUUGAUCUAUUUGAUGAACAUGUAAGUGGAAAUAAAUUGUUGUGUGAGGAUGAUUUGGUUCACUGUACAUUUCAGGCUACAAGAAAAUAAACAAACACUUACAACACAGACAUUAUUUUUUCUGCCCAAGAAUUAGAAUCAUGUCUUCUUCACAGAGUUACGGUAUCUUUAAUUUGCCAGGCUGCAAUAGGGUCUGUAAAUUUCAGUAAUUAGCAAGUCAGUGAAACUAGAUUAAAAAAAAAAAAAAAAAAAAAAACAAAAACAAACAAACAAA
Andrographis paniculata is the source of this 1108-nucleotide messenger RNA. Its product is annotated as early nodulin-like protein 3. The record is from RefSeq and is a predicted model, not a curated record. The transcript is spliced from 2 exons. NCBI's taxonomy places the organism in Eukaryota, Viridiplantae, Streptophyta, Magnoliopsida, Lamiales, Acanthaceae. Bases 31 to 759 code for a protein of 242 amino acids. Gene Ontology annotation, molecular function: electron transfer activity. Gene Ontology annotation, cellular component: plasma membrane.